Capsicum annuum is the source of this 1946-nucleotide messenger RNA. Its product is annotated as nuclear localization sequence-binding protein. Gene Ontology annotation, cellular component: nucleus. Gene Ontology annotation, molecular function: mRNA binding. The record is from RefSeq and is a predicted model, not a curated record. NCBI's taxonomy places the organism in Eukaryota, Viridiplantae, Streptophyta, Magnoliopsida, Solanales, Solanaceae.
GUUUCAACCGUCUUCGUCAUAAAAAUAAGAUAUUUUGGACAAAUUUAAAAAUUCACAGAUACUAUAGGCAAAUCUACAACAUUACUUGUCCAGGAAAUUUUCCGUUCUGAAUAACAAAACCAAAAGGGUCGUUUAGAAACGGGUGUGCCCUAGAUUUAUCUACGUGGCGUUCGUAGCAUUAACUCCGCACAGAGUCCCCAACUAAAGUCAACCUACGUUUUCGCAAAUAGAGUACAAAUUUGUACCUGUUCUUUGUUCACGUAGAUCUCCAAUCCUUUUCAGAUUCUAAGUACAUUAGGUUUUCGUUUGGAUUUGUGAGAACUCAACGAUGCCUCUGAAAGCACGGAGAAAGAUACCUUCAGGGUCUGGAUCUAAAAGAGGUGGCACGCCAAAGUCUCAGGCAAAGCCCGUAAAUGUAGAGGAAUCUAUGAAGGUAGAGGAAAAAGAAGAGAAUAAGGAUAAGGCGGUCGAGCUCAAAGAGGAAUUGAAGGUCGCCGAAGAAAAGUCCGAGAAGAAAAGCGGGAUGACUUCAGAGAAGAAGGUGGACGAAGUGAAAGUGUCGGUCGAUCAAUAUGAAAAGGGUGAGCGGUUAGAUUUGGAGGAUAAUGACCCUGAAUAUGACCCUGAAGAGUAUGGCAGUGUUGAUUAUGAUGAGAGAAGAAUUGAAAAUAAUGUUAUUCAGGAAGAGGGAGAUGAAAUAGAGGAAGAACCUGAAGAGGGAGAUAUUGGUGAAGAGGAAGAGGGUGAUAUGGUUGAAGAGGAUGUUGAAGAUGUUCUCGAGGAAAUUGAGGGUAAUGAAGAAGAUGAGCAUGCUGGGGAGGAGCAUGCUGCGAUGUUUGAAUCCGCCGAGGAGGAAGAACAUCAAGAAGUUGUUAAAGAAAGGCGUAAGCGGAAGGAAAUUGAAAUAUUUGUUGGGGUUGACAAGGAUGCUACUGAGGAUAAUCUCAGGAAGGUCUUCAGUAAAGUUGGCGAGGUUACCAAAGUGAGGCUUAUGAUGAAUUCUCAUACAAAGAAGAAUAAAGGAUUUGCAUUCCUGCAAUUUGCCACUGUGGAACAAGCAAAACGAGCUUGUACUGAGCUGAAAAAUCCACUGGUCAAUGGCAAAGAGUGUGGUGUUUCUCCAAGUCAAGACAAUGAUACCUUGUUUUUGGGUAAUAUAUGCAAGACCUGGACAAAAGAAGCUCUAGAAGAGAAGCUGAAGCAUUAUGGUGUUGACAAUAUUGAGGAUUUGACGUUGGUUGAAGACACUAAUAAUGAGGGAAUGAAUCGAGGAUUUGCUUUCGUGGAGUUCUGUUCACAUUCGGAGGCCAUGUAUGCUUUUAAACGGUUACAAAAGAGAAAUGUUACAUUUGGAGUUGAUAGGCCCGCAAAGGUUUCUUUUGAAGAUUCAUUCAUUCAUCCCGGGGAUGAAAUCAUGGCACAGGCAGCUCGACUCCGGCGACAUAGGCAGCUCGCAGCUCCGGUCACAGGCCACCGAUUCCGGUGGGUCUAUCUGAAGGAUUUGCUGGUUCCGACCAGAUCUGAUUCCAUCAGUUCCAGAUCUGAGUCCGGCGGGACUCUGGCGAAUCUCCGGCGAUUAGGCGGGACAUGGAGAGCUUAUGUUGAUGGUGGCUAUGGGCAACGGUUUGAAAGGCCCCCUACAUCUUACCGUGAGGGACGUGGUCGUGAAUAUGAUCUGUCUGGUUCAAAAUGUCCAUACACUGCAGUGGAUGAUGUUCAUCCCCGCUACGCUGAGGCAGGAGUGCGGCAUUCUCAUGCUCAUUUGGAUUAUGAGGUAGCCAGUGGAAGUGGCUCCCAAUAUGGAGAUGCAUAUGGCGACCGACUUGGGAGAUCAAAUCUUGGAUGUGGUGGCAAUAGGAGCUCCCUUUCUGGUCAAGAUUCUCAUAGGAUGUAUAGGAGUCGUCAGGGUAUGGGGUAUGGUGGAGGUGGAAUGUUCUCGUCCAGCU